CAUGCACACUAUCUCAUGAAUGAGCCCCCUCUCGGGCAGGCCACGCCCCUCUCGGGCAGGCCACGCCCCUCUCGGGCAGGCCACGCCCCCCCUCUGCCCGUACAAUCUCAAAUAGUGUUCCUGCCUCACCCUCAGAUCCGCAACGUCGAGACCAACCAGUGCCUGGACAACAUGGCCAGGAAGGAAAACGAGAAAGUCGGCAUCUUCAACUGCCACGGAAUGGGCGGCAACCAGGUGUUCUCCUAUACGGCCAAUAAGGAGAUCCGCACGGACGACCUGUGCCUGGAUGUGUCCAAGCUGAGCGGUCCGGUCAUGAUGCUGAAAUGCCAUCACCUGAAGGGCAACCAGCUGUGGGACUAUGACCCCGUGAAGCUGACACUAGUGCACGUCAACAGUAACCAGUGUCUGGACAAAGCGACAGAGGAGGACAGCCAAGUGCCCAGUGUCAAGGACUGCAACGGCAGCCGGUCCCAGCAGUGGCUCCUGAGGAACGUCACACUCCCGGAGAUCUUUUAGGCUGACCCACGGAGGGCGAGCCAGGGAGAGGCGAGGGGGGGGGAGAGAGCCGGAGAAAGAGAGGGAGGCAGCCAGGCAUGGACUGCUGAACGAGCGCUGGCAGGAGGGGGGGUGGGGGGAGGCGCUGCCAGACACAGGACCGGCUGGAGAGGGGGGUGUGUUUUGUUUUUUCUCUUUUUUGACUGGGCUACCUCGGCACAAGACUCGGCC
Molecule: messenger RNA, 726 nt
Organism: Brienomyrus brachyistius
Lineage: Eukaryota; Metazoa; Chordata; Actinopteri; Osteoglossiformes; Mormyridae
Product: polypeptide N-acetylgalactosaminyltransferase 1-like
Exons: 3
Coding region: 16-516 (166 amino acids)
Cellular component (GO): Golgi apparatus
Source: RefSeq, a predicted model, not a curated record